CUCCAUGAUUCUCGUACACAAGAAUGUACCGUACGCUCAAUAUGGAAGAGGACCCGAAUUUUCGAGAAAUCUAUUCCGCCCAAGAACAGAAUCGUCCCCGCCGAUUCAUUGAGAAUUUUGAGUACCCUUACCUAGCACACCUAGCUCCAACAAUCCGAAUGCACCAGCACGAAUUUCGGAUCCUCUCGUUCUCACAACGCAAGAAAGCCGAAAAACGGAAGGAGAACACGCCAGCAGAAAGAGUAAUAUCCGAUACCAUCGCUUUGUUCUCACAUCCAACACAACAAACACAAACACAUAUUUUACCAACGAACUACCCGUACCGUGCCAUAUCCUUCUCGCACACAAAACAACCCAACGAACGAACGAUCCAACGAACCGGCACGGCCAUGAACCAGUCCAUCGACAAAAUUGCGCACCUGCUGCUGGCGCGAAAGGCAAUCCAAUCCCUGCMCGCAAACGCAAAGCUCACACUCGUCGAGCUCAACGCGAUGCUGAACCACGCCACCGGAACGAGCACCACGCCGAUCGCAAUCGCCGCCACGGGCCGCCAAGCCGACACCAGCGAGCGGACGACGGUUGCCACCGGCCCGGCAGCGGCGGCAAGCCGGGGGGCCGAACCCCACCUCCGCGCCCCGUACCCACCGCCGCGGCGCAUCGCAAUGCGCCUGCGGCAUCUGUAGGACGGGCACGACCGCAAGCCAGCCGGUACGCAGCGUGCUCGGUCCCGCUUGUUGCGGUUCCGUGCCCGCUGCGGCGCAGCGCAGCGCAACACCACACGGCAACGAGCGUGGGACGGGGAAAAAAAGGCGCCGCCGACAAGACGAGGCGAGGCGGGGCAAGGCAUUCGGAGGGAUGGAUGCCGGAUGGAUGCACACACCGAUGCGUUCCAACCAGGGGUUGGCCGUGGGAACCGAUCCGGUACGAUUCUUACGGGGGGGGCAGAAGCCAAAAACUAGCAACACGUAGAGCAAAAUAAACAUUUAAACCAAUAGAUACAUACAGUUGAC
Pseudo-nitzschia multistriata is the source of this 1010-nucleotide messenger RNA. NCBI's taxonomy places the organism in Eukaryota, Bacillariophyta, Bacillariophyceae, Bacillariales, Bacillariaceae. The record is from the annotation of a GenBank genome assembly.